Messenger RNA from Lycium barbarum (goji berry), 1146 nucleotides. RefSeq lists its product as uncharacterized. The transcript has 6 exons. Bases 1 to 1146 code for a protein of 381 amino acids. The record is from RefSeq and is a predicted model, not a curated record. NCBI's taxonomy places the organism in Eukaryota, Viridiplantae, Streptophyta, Magnoliopsida, Solanales, Solanaceae.
AUGCUCCAAGUGGUUAGAAAGUUGAAGAUGUUAAAGAGGAAUCUAAAGAAGUUAUACCAGCAGAAUUUUAGUAACAUUGUCAAGGAGGCCCUAGAAGAUAAGAUUUCCAUGUUAAACAGUCAGGAGAAGCUACAACAUGAUCUUUUAGAUGUUACGUUACAGCAAGAGGAGAAGAGACAACUCAAAUUGAAAUAUAGAAAGUCUGCUGAACUUGAUGAGGUGUUCUUGGUCCAGAGAAGUAAAGCAAUAUGGAUUAAGUUAAGGGAUGAUAACACAAUAUUUUUUCUCCAUAAUCAUACAGAGGAAAAUCACACAGUCAGUGUAUCGUUUAGGAUGAGCAAAGCCAAGUGUUACCGGCAGUUACUAGGAGAGAAUGGGGGCCCAAGAAGGAAGGCUUAUUCAGAGUUUUUUAAUCAGGGGCCAAAACUGUCUGUGGAACACCCAUGCAGUCUGCUGAGGAAUUUUUUUGAGAAUGAGAUUAGAGAUGCUAUAUUUAGCAUUAAUAUAAAUAAGUGUCCUGGAUCUGAUAGUUAUGGGAGUGGUUUUUUCAAAGAAGCAUGGAGUGUGGUGGGACAAGACAUUUGUAUGGCCGUGUGGGAGUUCAUGAACACUGGUGAAAUGUUGAAGGAAUUCAAUGCAACUUUAAUUUCUCUCAUCCCAAAGGUGAGGAUCCUACUGUCAGCAGUAUUACCUUUCUUGGUGAAUGAUACACAAGCAGCUUUUGUCAAGGGAAGACAUCAUAAUAGGAAGACAUCAUCUAGAUGUCUGAUGAAGAUAGACCUCAGAAAAGCAUAUGACAUGGUGAAGUGGGAGUUUGUUCAGGAAAUGCUAGAGGGGUUCUAUCUUAUGUGCAAGGAGGUGCAACUAACACAUCUUAUCUUUGGAGAUGAUCUCAUGAUUUUCUACAAAGGCACUAAAGCCUCAGUGCAAAGGAUAAUGGAGGCUUUGCAACAUAUUUCUGUUGUUACAUGGUUGACUGCUAAAUCUGAUAAAUUUAGUAUUUAUAUGGCUGGUGUGGAUGAUGAGAUAAGAAUCAAGUUACUGGAAAUUAUUGGAUUUAGUAUAGGGACCUUUCCUAUGAACUUUUGGGGUGCUAUAUUUCAUAUUACCCCAAAGUGUGUUGAAGGAUGUGGACAGGAAAUGUAG